This is a messenger RNA of Cephus cinctus (wheat stem sawfly), 2210 nucleotides long. RefSeq lists its product as uncharacterized. The record is from RefSeq and is a predicted model, not a curated record. Bases 48 to 2060 code for a protein of 670 amino acids. The transcript is spliced from 9 exons. Lineage: Eukaryota; Metazoa; Arthropoda; Insecta; Hymenoptera; Cephidae.
AUAUACAUAUGUAAUUUCGCAUCUUAAAUUUAUUGAACCAAGAAAAAAUGGAAUUAUCCUCAAGAAUUUAUAUUCCAACACAAUCAGAUGUUCGCACGAAUCUCGGUUCACCGCUGGCACAAAUCAUCUUCGACUACAGUCAUGAAGAAAUUCGAAAAUUGCUGGGAAUCAUUCCACCAUUAGAAGGUCCACCAAAAAUACUCUGGAAGUCACCUAGUGAUCAACUUAUUGGAAAAGUUGCACUAACGCCACCGUUGACGAAUAAAUUCAUCAAAGCAUGCACCCAUCAAGGAAUAUUAGCUUUAGGGCAGGUGGUACUGGAAAAAUUUGAAGCAGAUAUGGAUGAAAGAAUGAAAAGACAUAUGAAAGAGGAAUUAGAAGAAGUACAAAACAUGUUUGAGGCGGAAAAACGUAGAAUAAUAGAAUUGACUAUACAUGACGUUUCUUUGCAAUAUGAAAAUUACAUUGACAUCCUGCAAGAGGAGUUUAAAACUGAGUUAAAAAAUUCUAUAUCCGAUGCAAUAACAAAUUGUAAUAAAGCAAUGCAAAAGGCUGUUGUGCAUGAACGUAUGAACGUAACGCAUGAGAUGCUGAAAAAGUUAAGGGACGAAAUUGCUCAUGUGAUAGAAACAUUGUACAUAAAUUUUGAGCAAUCUUUACGUGCUCAAAAAGAAAAUAUGAUUGCUGACUUCAAUGAGAUCAUGAGAAAAGAGCGUGCACGUAUGGAUGAGAAAAUGAAGGAUUUUGAAAAUCAAAAAAUUAAAGCUCUCCUUAUUCUGAGGCACAGACUUCAGAUGCAAAAUGCAAUAGAUCUUGCAUAUGUUCUGUGCAUAGAAAGAAUGCAUUGUAUUGCAGAAAAGAAAGUUAUGCACAAAUGUUUUAAGAUCCAAAUUCGAGCCUUGGAGGAAUUACUACUGGACUUGAAUGAAGUAAUACGUUCCAUGAAAAAUGAAGAACAGAACAAAAUCGACAAUGGACCAGCGUGGGAAAAGAAAGUCUAUGAAAUUGUUCGACAAUUUCAGAAAUUUAUAAAUUUUGCAUUCGGCGCUGUGCCAGGACAAGCAGAAUUUCUACUGUCCCUCGAAUCGCUGCUCUUACCCGAAUUAGAUGAGAAAAUAUCUAAACGAGAGGAAAGUCAAAAACAGUUCACUGAUAUUACGUCUGGAACCGAAAAGAAGCAACAUUUUCACAUUGUGGAAAUUAUAGAUGAUGAUGGUUGUAAAUGGAAACCGAUACAACUCAUACCAGACCUACCUGACAAAUAUUGUACAGAGGAACAUUUUGUCACUCCAAUCGUAAAAUCAAGCAUCGACUUCUAUAAUGACGACGAAUAUGCUGAUAAUAUAUCCAAAAAAUCAUCUACAACAACGGAUAGUAAUGAAUCCCUGCCAUUCUGUUAUGUUGGUGGUACAUUGUACGUACGAUCAGACUACCGUGGUGAUAUAGAUCAAGCAGAGAAGAAAACUAUGUUGGAUCUGGCGGAGGGUUCACGUUUUAUAAUGGAAUUAAAGAAGCCACAGAGAUGUAUCCAGCAACCAAUAGACAAUUUGGAAAAGGGAACAUCAUUGUCACAUACAAAUUUAUCAACGAAUGCCAAUCAAAAAUCGCAUCACGAUGAACUUAUGGAAUCAGAAACUCCAAAGCGACCAAAUUUUCCAAUUUGUCAGAAAAAAACGGAAAGAAAUCAGAAUAAAACAAUUAAACCAGUUGUCGACUAUAAGCCACGUAUUCAAAGUUUAAUACAUGCCAGUAAACGCACUAGCAAGUCCUGUAUCGGUAAAAAAGAGAAUUCUGAAAUCAGGAGCAAAUUGGAGACACAAAAAAAGAAUACUGAAAGUAUCAAAGACAUAGUAAAGCGUCCUUGCAUGUGUAAUAACGUUACUGUGAAUCGCAAAGAUGUAGAUGAUAUGUUUAAAACCGUCAGUAAACACGACGUAGAACAUUUGCAAACAGUGAGACAGUUCACCUGCGAACGUAUGUGUUCCUUAAUGCGUAUUUUUCGCCUUUAUCCCAGUUUGCAGCGAAUGAUCGUUCCGAAAAGUGGCCAAGCACUAUAUUAAUUCGAGUAUUACGAUACCAAUCAGGAUCUCGUUGAAGACUUGAUGCGUUUCGUCGAUAAAAAGUAGCUUGCAUAAGAGAUCGUAUACCAACUUUAGUUGCCGGAACAGGUGGAUAAUCCUUCAUUCUCCAUCCAUAAGUCCAACUUGUAC